Pocillopora damicornis (cauliflower coral) is the source of this 1379-nucleotide messenger RNA. RefSeq names its product allatostatin-A receptor. Lineage: Eukaryota; Metazoa; Cnidaria; Anthozoa; Scleractinia; Pocilloporidae. Gene Ontology annotation, molecular function: G protein-coupled receptor activity. Gene Ontology annotation, biological process: G protein-coupled receptor signaling pathway. The record is from RefSeq and is a predicted model, not a curated record. Gene Ontology annotation, cellular component: membrane.
AGCCAUGUUGAAUUCUGAGGAUAUUGUGCUGACCUUUUUAUUCUGUGCCCUGGUGUUGGUUGGUCUAGUUGGCAAUAUCUUGGUCUGUUUGGUGGUUUAUUCAUACAGAAGUAUGCGGACACCUAUGAAUUACCUUCUUGUAAACUUAGCAGUGGCUGAUAUCUUGGCAGUGACCUUUAUCAGCCCACAGUAUGUUUUUAUCCAUACAUUUAGUCAUCCUAUUGGGAUGACUGGCGAUUUGAUAUGUAAGUUUAUUACUGGUGGGAAUCUCUCCUGGAUUGGAGGCGUUGCCUCGGUGUUCUCGCUCGUUGCAAUCUCAUUUGAACGUCAUCAAGCAGUUACAAACCCUUACAGUGCCGUAUCCAAAUUUUCCAUGUCAAAAGUAAAGAUCAUUGUCAUCUUUUGCUGGAUUUUUACCAUUGCCUUCAACCUUCCGUUGUUCUUCGCCAUAUACUACGACAAAGAGAAUAUGUUCUGCCUAGAAGCAUGGCCAAGCCCAGGCUAUGGCAAGGCGAAUUCCACAAGUUGGCUCGUAGUUGUCGGAAUCAUCCCAGCCACCAUAAUGAUAUCCUUGUACGCUAGAGUCGUCCACGAUCUGUGGUUUAAGAAACUAAACGGUAACGUGCAAAUAGCAGUGCGAAAGUCGAGAAGAAAAGUUACAAAGAUCGUCUUGAUUGUAAGCGUUAUUUACGCCGUGAGCUGGUUUCCUCAAUUGAUUCUGUACCCCCUUAGUCACUAUCACCAUGCUUAUGAGUUCGGAGGUAUCCCGUACAUAACGUCCGUUGUCAUGGUGACAUUUAACUCCGCCAUAAACCCUGUUAUAUACGGCUUCCAAAGCGAACGAUUCCAGCAAUACUUUAAACAGCUGCUAUUUUGCCGGCAGAGGAGAGGUUUCCUAGUUACUCCUCUGGUCGUUAACGCGCCGCGGCCAAUUAGUGAGAGUCUAGUAACUGCAAAUCAUGAGGUAAUAGGUCCUGAGUCGACUAAAGAUUGUGGGAAGAUGGCGGCUGAACGACGCAUCGAUUGUCUAGAGAAUGCUUGGGUUUCUGACCGACAGUAACACGCCAAACUAAGUUUGGUGGUAGCUCGUCCAUACUGCUGUUUUUCUUUUUGGUUCGCUGUGGAGAGAAAAUAGAUUUCAAUAUGCCCAAAUUUUCCCUAUGAGAAACCAUUCUACGCUAAAAUUGCAAAUAACUUUAUACAAAAUGUCUGACUUGAAUUUUCUGGAGUUUUUUUUUAUAAACUAAACCUAUAAUUAUAGGAAAAUGGAAUAUUCUAUAUCGUGUAAAAAGACUGAGGAAACCCCGAGUAACCAAGACACUUUAUUUAAUUUUUGCAGUUACUUUUCAACUCCGUUGUUAAAUAUUUUAAACAAAUGU